AGACUUCCGGCGCGCUCGGAUGACGCACGGCACCCGGCUUCCGCGUUGGGAGCUGGCGACAGAACCUGGGACGCGGAGAGCUGGGGUCGCGGCUGCGGGGCGGCCCGCGGGCCCAGGGUGGGGAUGCACCGGCGCGGGGUGGGAGCCGGCGCCAUUGCCAAGAAGAAACUCGCCGAGGCCAAGUAUAAGGAGCGAGGGACUGUCUUGGCCGAGGACCAGCUGGCCCAGAUGUCAAAACAGCUAGACAUGUUCAAGACCAACCUAGAAGAAUUUGCCAGCAAGCACAAGCAAGAGAUCCGGAAGAAUCCUGAGUUCCGAGUCCAGUUCCAGGACAUGUGUGCUACCAUCGGGGUGGAUCCCCUGGCCUCUGGAAAAGGGUUUUGGUCUGAGAUGCUGGGCGUUGGGGACUUCUAUUAUGAACUGGGUGUCCAGAUUAUUGAAGUGUGCCUGGCCCUAAAACAUCGGAAUGGAGGUCUGAUAACUCUGGAGGAGCUACAUCAGCAGGUGUUAAAAGGAAGGGGCAAGUUUGCUCAGGAUGUCAGCCAAGACGACCUGAUCAGGGCCAUCAAGAAGCUGAAAGCCCUGGGCACUGGAUUCGGCAUCAUCCCUGUGGGAGGCACGUACCUCAUUCAGUCUGUUCCAGCUGAGCUCAAUAUGGAUCACACUGUUGUGCUGCAGCUGGCCGAGAAAAACGGGUAUGUGACUGUCAGUGAAAUCAAAACCAGUCUUAAAUGGGAGGCUGAGCGAGCUCGACAAGUGCUGGUAUGUGACAGAUGGCCCUGGGGCUCAGAGACAGCCUUGCUUUAUUCCCAUCAGGAAGCCCAGCAUCUCUGUCAGCAACACCGAGAAGGCAGAACUUCCCUAAAGCUGGCCUCUUCCUUGAAAAUGCACACUGGGUACUGAGGGACCAGUGGUACCCACCAACUUCCCUGAAAACCUAGAACCUUGAGCUCUUGAUCGGGGGCAUGACAAAUAUAGUUUGCACUGAAGAUAGCACAGAGCAAAGGGAAUUGGUAACCACUGGAGAUAAUUAUCUAUCUGUAAUUACAAACUACAUAUUAAAUUAUAUGGUGGAUAAUUUUGCAUAUACAGACUUAUCUAGUGAAACACUUAGGUUCAAAGAGAGAGCACAAUGAAGGAACACUUUGUUUCAGUACCUUUCCCUUAUCCCAGCCAAGUCUUUGCACUUCUAUCUGUAAAAUGAGAGAAAAUACAUUAUGUGCCUAAAAUGUGUUGGACAGUCAACAGCUUAUCUUAGGAACUGAGUCAAUUGUAGCUUCCAAUUUGCUCCCUGCAAAUUAUCUGAAAGCCAUCCAGAACACUGAUCUCCACUUGCUCUGGGGAGCUGGUGAGACAGGCAGUGUAUCAGCAUAUACUGUUGGAGCCUUGCAUUCUUUCCACUGACUUCAACUGUACUGCAGCUGGACAUUCAGGCUGUGACCAAAGCCAAACACAAUUCCUUCUGGGUGUGUGAACAAAUGAAGGCACAUGUAAGUUGUCUGCAAACUUCCCAGAAGUUAAAGUAGGUGUGGGGGCUGCUUAGCUCCCCAAAUAUAACUACUCCCCCUUUUCUCAUGUCAGUCCUGUCUCUUCCUACAGGAGCACCUGCUGAAGGAAGGACUGGCCUGGCUGGAUCUGCAGGCUCCAGGGGAGGCCCACUACUGGCUGCCAGCUCUUUUCACAGAUCUCUACUCCCAGGAGAUAUCAGUUGAGGAGGCCAAAGAAGCCUUUCCUUGACUGAGUGUGGAGGGGUAGACAGCAGCAGGCCAAAAGACGUCCUGUCUGUGAAUAAACCUGGACAACUUUGUUUAUAAAAAAAGUUCAAAGUUA
Messenger RNA from Mus pahari (shrew mouse), 1830 nucleotides. RefSeq names its product SNF8 subunit of ESCRT-II (gene Snf8). The record is from RefSeq and is a predicted model, not a curated record. The coding region runs from base 124 to 903 and encodes 259 amino acids. Gene Ontology annotation, cellular component: ESCRT II complex. NCBI's taxonomy places the organism in Eukaryota, Metazoa, Chordata, Mammalia, Rodentia, Muridae. The transcript is spliced from 7 exons. Gene Ontology annotation, biological process: protein transport to vacuole involved in ubiquitin-dependent protein catabolic process via the multivesicular body sorting pathway.